GACACAUAUAUUUUCCAACAGGCGUUGAAGUGUUAUAUGCAAAACUUAACUGUCACUACGUCGGUAGUCUUCUCCACCUAACGGUUUUUCUGCUCGUUUUUUCUGACCGGAAGUUUCCAUUAACAAUACCUUUCCGCUCUCUUUUUCUCUGUCCUCAAUCACUGAUCUGAAUCGCGGUAAGAGGAAAAAUGAGUGAGGUUUUUGAUGGCUACGAACGCCAAUACUGUGAAUUGUCGGCUAAUCUCUCCAACAAAUGUUCUUCUACUUCUCUUCUUUCCGAUCAAGAGCAGAAACAACAGAAGCUGACUGAAAUUAAGGCGGGCCUAGAUGAGGCUGAUAUUUUGAUACGAAAAAUGGAUCUUGAAGCUAGAAGCUUGCAACCCAACGUGAAGGCCAUGCUUCUUGCAAAGCUGAGGGAUUAUAAAUCUGAUUUGAAUAAUCUGAAAAGAGAAGCGAAGAAGAUCAGUUCACCAAAUCAUGAUCAGUCUGCUCGAGAAGAGUUAUUAGAAGCUGGAAUGGUAGAUGCGUACAAGACUUCCUCAGAUCAGAGAGAGAGAUUGGCAUUUUCCACAGAACGUUUGAAUCAAUCUAGUGAGAGAAUUAGGGAAAGUAGGAGAACUAUAUUGGAGACAGAAGAGUUGGGUGUGUCAAUUCUUCAAGAUUUGCAGCAGCAACGUGAAACCCUCCUUCACUCGCACACAAAGCUUCAUGAGGUAGACAAUGCCAUUGACAAAAGCAAGAAGAUCCUGACUGCUAUGUCACGUAGAAUAAGCAAAAACAAAUGGAUUUUUGGCGGAAUUAUUGGUGUUCUUCUCCUUGCCAUCAUUUUUAUCAUAUACUUUAAAUUUACGCAUCACUGAUCCUCCGCCAUUGUAGUCGAUGAAUCUGACAUCUGUUUGCUUACGAUUGUGCAAAUCAAACAGCCAGAAAUUAUUGAGACCCAAUUGUAACGCCAUUGAUAUGUAUAUUUAGCAGUUGUAUCUAAAACCAAUAUCGUUAUGUUUUAAUUUGUAUGAAAUCAUCGAGUUUGUGUUGGUCAAAUAAGCUAGUAUCGGAAUCCUCUGAUCUCUUUAAACUCUAAAGCCAGGGAUUCAUACCAUGAGCAUGAGCUUGAACAAUGCUCAGCUUAACCAAAUGCAUUUACCUUUUCUCUC
This is a messenger RNA of Amaranthus tricolor (Joseph's coat), 1154 nucleotides long. RefSeq names its product vesicle transport v-SNARE 12-like. Gene Ontology annotation, molecular function: SNAP receptor activity; SNARE binding. Gene Ontology annotation, cellular component: SNARE complex; late endosome membrane; ER to Golgi transport vesicle membrane. The transcript has 5 exons. The record is from RefSeq and is a predicted model, not a curated record. NCBI's taxonomy places the organism in Eukaryota, Viridiplantae, Streptophyta, Magnoliopsida, Caryophyllales, Amaranthaceae. Gene Ontology annotation, biological process: intracellular protein transport; vesicle fusion; vesicle-mediated transport. The coding region runs from base 189 to 860 and encodes 223 amino acids.